Molecule: messenger RNA, 1362 nt
Organism: Anthonomus grandis grandis
Lineage: Eukaryota; Metazoa; Arthropoda; Insecta; Coleoptera; Curculionidae
Product: lipase 3-like
Exons: 7
Coding region: 2-1321 (439 amino acids)
Biological process (GO): lipid metabolic process
Source: RefSeq, a predicted model, not a curated record
CAUGAAUUUGCUCUUUUUAAGUUAUCGGGUCAGUCUAACUAGGGCUCUUCCGAUUAGCAUAUACAAUUAUUUUGAUAUGAUAUCAUUAUUUGCCGGAAAAUUAGUUGUUAUAUUGUCAUGGAUUUUCGUAUGGAAUAUUCGCGUUGUCAACGGGGAGGAUCCCUUAUUAGAAUGGGAUCUAACCAUAGAAGAACGAGUUCAAAAGCACGGCUACCCGAUACGCACCCAUCAAAUAGAAACAGACGACGGAUAUUAUAACUCCCUUUACAACAUCCCUUACGGCCUAAACGGUAAACACAAGGACACCAAAAACAAAUCAAACGUGCUCAUCGCUCACGGCAUGGGUGGUUCUCCCCACAACUUCAUCGUACUCGGCGUCGAGGGAUCUGCCCCUUAUUACUUUGCCAAUAAGGGGUUGAACGUGUGGUUGUUCGCCGCCAGGGGAUCAGACGGCUCGUUUCAGAAGAAGCACAAGUUCUGGGAUUGGGAGAAGGACACUCAGUACUGGAAUUACUGUAUGCACGAAAUUGGAAAAUACGACUUGGCAGCGGCAAUAGACUUCAUCUACAACCAAACCGGUAAUAAAGUGGCCGUUGUCGGACAUUCUGCGGGUGGAAACGAGCUUCACAUCUUGCUCUCCGAACGUCCCGAAUAUUCCAGUAAAAUGUCUGUUGGAAUCAACUGGGGUAGCUCACCCAUCAUAAGACUAUUGGACUCCCCGCUUUGGUUAUUUGGGACAUUACUCGUGGAUAUCUGGAAGGCUAUCGCGAAAUAUGGUAAUUUCAAGGAAGUGCCCCGUGUUCAAACGUUUAGACCGGUUUUAAAGAAAAUGUGUUCCGAUCCCGGAUGGCAGAAGGUGUGCACGAUGACCACCUGGGUAAUUGGAUCUCAACGGUCACGAGUACAACAUCCGGAUGUAAUAAGAUUACUAACCAGCAACAUCCCUAGACUGUCAAGUAGAAUGGUAUUUCAGUUUUGCGAUAAUAUAAAUGCUGGUGUAUUUAGCCAAUACGACUUUGGAACCAAAGGCAACCUGAAACGCUACGGCCAAAAACGACCUCCAAAGUACCACUUGAACAACACGAUGACCCCGAUCGCAUUUUUUGUCGGACCAGGAGAUAGGGUCGUUCCCAGAAGUGAUGUCUGCGAGGCAGUGAAACAAAUAGGAAAUCCCGUUUUAGUUUACGACAUCCCUUUCGAUAAGUACAGCCAUACGGACUUUAUUUUGGGACACAACAGUUCGGAAUUGGUGUAUAAACCCACCUAUGAACUGAUACGUGAUAUUGAUGCCGGGAAUUUUACUAAGGAUGUUAAUUGUUAGCUGUUUUUUAAAUGUGAUUUUAAUAAAGCACGUUUAAUCAA